Molecule: messenger RNA, 3194 nt
Organism: Phacochoerus africanus (Common warthog)
Lineage: Eukaryota; Metazoa; Chordata; Mammalia; Artiodactyla; Suidae
Gene: CHTF18
Product: chromosome transmission fidelity factor 18
Exons: 22
Coding region: 43-2988 (981 amino acids)
Cellular component (GO): nucleus
Molecular function (GO): ATP binding; single-stranded DNA helicase activity; DNA binding
Source: RefSeq, a predicted model, not a curated record
UGCGCGCGGCGCGGGAGGUUCGGAGCCAGUGGCUGGCGGGCCAUGGAGGACUACGAGCGGGAGCUGUAUGGUGUCGAGGAUGAUGACUUCGACAGCCAGUUCGCAGCUGAGCUGGAGGUGCUGGCGGAGCUGGAAGGAACAGCCGCCCUGACACCUUCCAGGAGCCUCCGGCCUGCCCCCACCAUGGGCCGGCCCCGCCUGACGUUCGAGGAGGCCAUUGCUGGAGGGGACGCUGCCACUCACUGUUCUCCAGGCAGACCUCCAAGGAGCGGCAGUGGAGGUGCCAAGAAGAGGCAGCUGACGACUGACGUUCAGGGGGCCAUAUCCCUGCCUCCUACCCCUAGGAUCAAACGGUCCAGGCUGGAGGCCGCCAGGAGGCUGAACUUCAGGCCCGACGAAAUGGAAGAUCUGCUGCCUCCUGAUUCCCCCAUUCGGGACAUCACUCCGCCACCGAGUCCUGAGGUCCCCGCUGAGCUGUGGGGCAGCGGACCCUCGGACACCGGGGCUGAGGGGGGCUGCAUCGGAGCCUCACCAGCCUCCCGUAAUCCUGUCCUGAGGCGGCCCCCUGUCUUGGAGGACUACAUCAACGUCACCUCCACGGGCGGCGACCGUGCUUUUCUGGUGCUGAGGGAUGACCCAGUGGGCACUGUGGUGCAGAGCCCUUUCCUUGACAUCUGGUGGUGUGGCCAUGGCCGUGGCCCGCUGGACCUGCUGGGCGUGUCCUUCGCCUCCCUGAAGGAGAAAGUCGACAGCGAGCGGCGGCAGCGCCUGUUGGAGGAGGCCCAGCAGCUCUCCGACACUCUGUGCAGGGCAGAGGAGGUGGAGGAGGAGGCCCAGCCCACAGGGGCCCCUGCGGAGGAGCCGGCCCCCUGCCAGGACACCUCUGAGCAUUGCCUCUGGGUGGAUGAGUUCGCGCCCCAGCGCUACACGGAGCUGCUCAGUGACGACUUCACUAACCGCUGCCUCCUCAAGUGGCUGAAGCUUUGGGACCCAGUGGUGUUCGGCCGAGACAGGCCUACCCGGAAGCCCAGGCCCAGUGCGGAACCCGCCCGUGGUGGCAAGGAGGGCACAGCCUCCAGCAAGUGGAAGAGCCACGAGCAGGUGCUGGAGGAGAUGCUGGAGGCUGAGCCGGACCCCAGCGGUCGACCACGGCAGAAGGUGGCGCUGCUGUGUGGGCCCCCGGGGCUGGGCAAGACCACCCUGGCCCAUGUGAUCGCGCGGCACGCUGGGUACUAUGUGGUGGAGAUGAAUGCCAGUGACGACCGCAGCCCUGAGGCCUUCCGCACGCGCAUCGAGGCGGCCACGCAGAUGGAGUCGGUGCUGGGCUCCGGCGGGAGGCCCAACUGCCUGGUCAUCGACGAGAUCGACGGGGCCCCCACGGCUGCCAUCAACGUCCUCCUGAGCAUCUUGGACCGCAAGGGCCCGCAGGAGGCAGAGCCGGGGGCCCCGGCCAUGGCCGGGGGCGGGGGGCGGCGGCGCCGGGCCGAGGGGGGGCUCCUGAUGAGGCCCAUCAUCUGCAUCUGCAAUGACCAGUUUGCACCUUCGCUCAGGCAGCUGAAGCCGCAGGCUCUCCUGCUCCACUUCCCGCCCACGCUGCCCUCCAGGCUCAUCCAGCGGCUCCUGGAGAUCUCCCAGCGGCAAGGCAUGCAGGCCGACCCAGGCGCCCUGGUGGCCCUCUGCGAGAAGACGGACAAUGACAUCCGCGCCUGCAUCAACGCCCUGCAGUUCCUGCAUGGGCGGGGCCGGCGGAAGCUGAGCGUCCAGGCUGUGCAGACCACACGCAUUGGCCUCAAGGACCAGCGCAAGGGGCUCUUCUCCGUGUGGCAGGAGGUCUUCCAGCUGCCCCGGGCUCAGAGGCGCCGUGUGUGUCAGGACCUGACCGUGCCCACCCCCACGCUCCUGCUCAGCGACGGGCACAUGGGCUCGGGAGCCCUCACUGCCGAGGCGCCCCUGACCAUGGCCUCACAGCGGUUCUAUCACAUUCUGCACGCGGCGGCCUCUGCAGGCGAGCACGAGAAGGUGGUCCAGGGUCUGUUUGACAACUUUCUGCGGCUGAGGUUGCGGGACUCCAGCCUGGGCACCGUGUGCGUGGCCCUUGACUGGCUGGCCUUCGAUGACCUGCUGGGCCGGGCCGCCCACCACGGCCAGAACUUCCAGCUGCUCCGCUACCUGCCCUUCCUGCCCCCGGCCUUCCACCUGCUCUUCGCCACCAGCCAUGUGCCAAGGAUCGCCUUUCCCAGCAGCCAGCAGGAGGCCCAGAACCGAAUAAGCCGGACCCAGAACCUGAUCGGGACGCUGGUGUCUGGCAUCACGCCAGCCACCCGAAGCCGGGCUGCCCCGCAGGCCCUCGUCCUGGACACCCUUUGUCUGCUCCUGGACAUCCUCGCGCCCAAGCUGCGCCCCGUGAGCACGCAGCUGUACAGCACCCGGGAGAAGCAGCAGCUGGCCAGCCUCGUGGGCACCAUGCUUGCCUACAGCCUGACCUACCGCCAGGAGCGCACGCCCGACGGGCAGUACGUCUACAGGCUGGAGCCGAACGUGGAGGAGGUCUGCCGCUUUCCUGAGCUGCCUGCCCGCAAGCCCCUCACCUACCAGGCCAAGCAGCUCAUCGCCCGCGAGAUUGAAGUGGAGAAGAUGCGGCGGGUGGAGGCCUUGGCCCGGGCCAGGGACGGCCCCCAGGUGGACAGGGGUCCCCUGGGGGGCACUGGAGGGACAGGGGUGCAACCACCAGCCCCCUGCAGCCACAAGCAGCGGCUGGAGUGCGUCCUGAAGGAAGCCACGCUGGAGGAGCAGCCGGAGCGGGACUUCUUCGGCCGUGUGGUCGUCAGGAGAGCAGCAGCCGUGAGCUCAGAGGACACAGCCCCUGAGCCUGACUCGGCCGAGCGGCGCAUGGGCACCGCCGUGGGCAGGAGCGACGUCUGGUUCCGCUUCAAGGAGGGCGUCUCUAACGCUGUGCGGCGCGGCGUGUAUAUCAGGGACCUGCUCUAGCUGGGGCCGCCCUGAGCAGGGGUCUGCUGGGCACCCUGGGCUGCGCUGGCCUCUCCGACCCCCACCGGACACCCAGGAUCCAUGCCGGCCACCCCGAUCCACGCCAGACGUCCCCAUGCCCACACCGGACGCUUGGUGUGCCCUCUGCUAGAAAGUGGACACGAGCACGUUCUUCCUCGGAAAGUCUUUAUAAAAGUCCGACCCUC